UGCAGUCUCCCCCAGGUCGUGCCCCAGCCGUGGGGGGCGUGGGUGGGAGGUCAGAGCCCCCCAGCGCAGGGACGGGGUGGGGGAAGGGGUUGAACUGUGCGCUGGCGCACGGACGAACCCAGGUGUCCAGGACGGGACCCAGGCAUCCCAGGGGAGGGAGCUGGGGGGGGUGCACUUUGGUCUCCCAGCUCUGCAGGGGCAUCCAGCCAGGUCCUGCAGCCCUCGUGCCCCUUGGUGGCCUGAGCUCCCCCCCCCCCCCCCCCCCCCCCCGGGCAGCGUCCCUGGGGGGAGCUGCCAGAGGCGCCCCAGGUGUCCCUGGGCCCAGGGCAUAGAGACGGGCUGCUCUGGGGUGGCGUGUGCAGGAGGCCAGCACGUGCCUAGGGGGGCUGAGGAGGGCGCAGCAAGCAAGCAUCACUCGCCCUGGGUGCCUGUAUCUUGGUCUAUUGCCCGUGGCUCUGGAAGGAGACAGAAGAGCCGGGAAAGGUGCUCGUGACGAGGGCGUGAACGCGUUGAGAGCUGAGAGCUCAGCUGGAGCCACCGGGCGCUGGGGAGAGGGGCCACAGGGAGUCUGAGUUGGGACGUUCUGGACCUGACGUGGCUGAACGGGGAAAACCUCUUCCAGCCGCCUCAGGAUGCAGCCGGGCACUCUGAUAUUGUCUGCUGGUUGCACAUUCUCCUGCCCGGGCUCCUGGCUUGGGAGGGCGGGGACCGGGCCAGGCAGCAUCCAGCCAUGGCAGCCAGGAGGGGGCAGUGGGGCAAGGCUUGGCAUGCACCCCCUGCUCCAGGUUCAAAGACCUGGGUGUGGCUCUGCCAGAUGCCCAGGGGUGUGGGAGAGAUGAGGAGGGGCUUGCCCUGGCUCUGGAGCCUAUCUAGCCCACUCCAAUCCCCCCCAACCCACCUUCAGGCUGCCCCUUGGGACUGGGUGCAGCGCUCUGAGCCCCCCACCCCGCUCCCCUUGCAGAUCUUCCCCCAGCUAUGGCGCAGUGGCAGAAGGUGCAGGAGCUGGGCAGUGCCCACCUGGAGCAGGUGCAUCAGCUGUAUCACAGCGACCUGCUCCCCAUGGAGGUGCGGCAUUGCCUGGCUGCUUGGAUCGAGGACCAGGCCUGGCAGCAGGCGGCAGAGCCGGGCUCAUCGCAGGCACGCAUGCUGCUGUACGCACUGCUGGCGAAGCUGGACGAGCAGUAUGGGCGCUGCAGCACCGAGGCUGAUGGCUUUGUGCUGCAGCACAACCUGCGCAAGGCCAAGCACGAUCUGCAGGCCAGGUAUGAGGAGUGCCCUGAGGAGCUGGCCAAUGUCAUUGCCAACCUGCUGCGGGAGGAGAAGAGGAUCCUGAGCCUGGGGCUUGAGGCCCAGCAGGCAGGAGCCAGCCCCACGCCCACCCCCCCCAUAGAGACAAACCGACAGCAAAAGAUCGAGCAGCGCCUGAACGAGAUCCAGGAGUCCAUGCAGGACCUGGAACGCUCGGUGCGGCACCUGGAGGAACUGCAGGACACCUUUGACUUUGUCUACAAGAUAACCCAGGCUCACAAGAGGACAAACCCUGCAGACCCUGAGCUGCAGGCUCAGACUCAGCAGCUGCAGGCUAUGCUAAACAGCCUGGACCAGAACCGCAAGGGCGUGCUGGCAAAGAUGCAGACACUGUUGGGGCGCGUGGAAACGCUGCGGGACUUUGUGCUGAAGGAGCUGGCAGCCUGGCGUGAGCGGCAACGCCAGGCCUGCCUGGGCGCCACCCAUGACACAGCCCUGGGCUCCCUCGAGGCCUGGUGCACGGGGGUGGCGGGGGCAUUGUUUCAGCUGCUGCGGGUGCUACGGACGCUGCAGGAGCUGCGUGCCAAGGUCAGCUAUCAGCACGACCCGCUGGAGAUGGAACCGGGGCUGUUGGAGCACCGCAUUCGCGAGCAGCUCACCAGCCUCCUGCGCAGCGCCUUUGUGGUGGAGGAACAGCCGGCCAUGCCCCACCCCAGCCGGCGCCAGCUGGUGCUCAGGACCAACCAGAAGUUCUCCACCUGCAUCAGGCUCCUGGUGAAGCUGCAGGACCGGAACCAGCAGCUGGUGGUGAAGAUGGAGUGUGACAAGGAUACCCCAAAUGUGAAGGGGUUCCGGCGCUUCAACAUCCUGACGUCGCCCAACAAGACACUGGCGCUGGACGAGAGGCAUCGCAAAGGGCUGGUCUGCGACUUCCGCCAUGUGAUGCUGAAGGAGCAGAAGGUUGUGGGCUGUGGCAAGGGCAGCAAAGGUGCCAGCGAGGGCCUGCUACCGGUAACGGAGGAGCUGCACCUCAUCACCUUCACACUAGACUACAAGUACCAGGACGUGGAGCUGCAGCUGCAGACAUCCACUCUGCCCGUGGUGGUCAUCUCCAAUGUCUGCCAGGCCUCGGCUGCCUGGGCUUCCAUCCUCUGGUUCAACCUGCUCAGCCGCUGCCUGGGCUUCCAUCCUUUCACCCAUCCCCCCCAGGACCAGCUGUUCUUCCAGGCGCCUCCCCCAGCUCCCUGGCCCGUGCUGGCCGAGGCGCUGAGCUAGCAGUUCAUGGCUGCUGCUGGGCGCGGGCUGGACCACGACCAACUGCACAUGCUGGCUGAGAAGCUCUUCGGACCAGAUGCAUCCCCCAAGAGCACCCUCCCCUGGAUCCAGUUCUCCAAGGACUCCCCUCCCGGCUUCUCCUUCUGGACCUGGCUGGAGGGGAUCUUGGAGCUGAUCCAUAAGCACCUCGCCUCGCUGUGGAAGGAUGGGCCUCCUGCAGACCGCCCCGAGUUCUGCUCCGUGGAGCCCUACACCAAGCUGGAGCUGGAGUCACUGCCGCUGGCCGACAUCAUUCGUGACUACCACAUGCUGGCACACAAGAACGUGCCCGAGAGCCCGCUCAAACUGCUGUACCCCAUGCAGCCCCGAGACGAGGCCUUUGGGCCCUACUACAGCGACAGCCGCAAAGUGGAUCUGCUGGCCCAGAGGAAGUAUCUGAACCGCCGGCUCAUCCCAGUCUCCUCUAGGCAGGUGGAUGACUCCCCUGGCCAGACCGAGGAGGGGGCGGCUGCAGCCCCAGUCCCAGACCCUGUGGUGAAGCUGGAGCCCAGGGAUGGGGCAGAUCUGGUACUGGGGCCAGAGGACCUGGAGCUCAUUGAGGGGCUGAGCCUAGAGCCCGGGGCCAUGGAGCAGCUGGAGGAAAGCCUGGCGCUGGCAGGCAUCCUGCCCGACGUGCUGCAGCGAGGGACCGACCCCUACAUGCCGAUCCCGGACGACGGGGUCCUGCUGGAGCCAGGCAGCCCAGAGUCCCAGUUUGCCGAGGCUGGGGACAUGCCCCUUCUGCAGGUUGACUCCAGGGACUUCCAGUGAUGGCAGUUAUUGGGGGGCCCCCAGGCCCGUCCUGUCCUUGCCAGGAGCCCCCCCACAUUCAUCCAUGCCCCUUGUCUGGGGGGGGGGCUCUCCCCCUCCCCCCCGCCCCAACCUGCAGGGAGCCCUGUGCCUUACCCAGUUAGGAUGUCACUAAAUAGAACCCAGGAGUCUGGGUGGAAAAGACCCCUUGCUCCUAUUGCCCCUCUUCCCCCCAACCCAUCUACCUGGCAUGGCCCCGGUACUGCUGCUGUCCUAGUAGAGCCCUGCUAGGCCUCUCGUGGGCAGGGUAGGGGGCUCAGCCCUGGGGCUAGGGGGUCUUCUCUUACCUCCCCUGUGAUGCUGGGGAAGUUUGGUGAAUAAACCUGACCCUUCACAGCCACCUGUGGUACUUGGGGGCAUUGAGACCCUCACAGAGAGCCCCCAGCAUGGGGCAGACCUAGGGCCUGCUGCCCUGAGGUGUGACCACCAGAGGGCACCACUGAGCGCCCCCCCCCCC
Molecule: messenger RNA, 3829 nt
Organism: Alligator sinensis (Chinese alligator)
Lineage: Eukaryota; Metazoa; Chordata; Crocodylia; Alligatoridae
Gene: STAT2
Product: signal transducer and activator of transcription 2
Biological process (GO): cell surface receptor signaling pathway via JAK-STAT; regulation of transcription by RNA polymerase II; defense response
Molecular function (GO): DNA-binding transcription factor activity, RNA polymerase II-specific; RNA polymerase II cis-regulatory region sequence-specific DNA binding
Source: RefSeq, a predicted model, not a curated record